This is a messenger RNA of Choloepus didactylus (southern two-toed sloth), 2060 nucleotides long. RefSeq names its product C-X-C chemokine receptor type 1-like. Gene Ontology annotation, biological process: G protein-coupled receptor signaling pathway; immune response; neutrophil chemotaxis. Bases 16 to 1239 code for a protein of 407 amino acids. Gene Ontology annotation, cellular component: membrane. Gene Ontology annotation, molecular function: interleukin-8 binding; C-X-C chemokine receptor activity. The transcript has 2 exons. Lineage: Eukaryota; Metazoa; Chordata; Mammalia; Pilosa; Megalonychidae. The record is from RefSeq and is a predicted model, not a curated record.
UCUGUUCUUCUCCAAAUGAAGACAUGGGCGGGGCGCAGAGGGGAGGUGACGUGGUUUCCCUAUUUCCCUUUAUUCACCAAGUUCCCUCUGUCAAGUCUCAUCCGGUCUCUGAGCCGCAGAGACCACUGCUGGACACACCUGGACAGCGCCUCAGAUACAGCCAUGACUUUUACCAUGGAAAACAUAUGGAAUAAUACUGAUCUGUGGAUGUAUUUUGAUGAAGAGUUUCUGAAUGUCACUGGCCUGCCCCCGAAUCUACCAGAUUUUGCCCCAUGCCGGCCAGAAUUCACGGUACUCAACAAGUAUGCUGUGGCCGCCAUCUAUGCCCUGGUGUUCCUGCUGAGCCUGCUGGGAAACUCCCUGGUGAUGCUGGUCAUCUUAUACAACAGGGUCGGCCGCUCUGUCACGGACAUCUACCUGCUGAACCUGGCCAUCGCCGACCUGUUCUUCGCCCUGACACUGCCCAUCUGGGCCACCUCCAAGGUGACGGGCUGGGUCUUCGGCACUCCCUUGUGUAAGGUGGCCUCGCUCCUGAAGGAAGUCAACUUCUACAGUGGCAUCCUGCUGCUGGCCUGCAUCAGUGUGGACCGCUACCUGGCGAUUGUCCACGCCACCCGCACACUGACCCAGAAGCGCCACCUGGUCAAGUUCAUAUGUCUGGGCAUCUGGGGACUGUCUGUGCUCCUGUCCCUGCCCUUCUUUGCCUUCCGUGAGGCCUUUGACCCACCCUUUUCCAGCACAGUCUGCUACGAGGUCCUGGGUAACAACACAGCAAAAUGGCGGAUGGUGUUGCGGAUCCUGCCCCAGACCUUCGGCUUCGUCCUGCCUCUGCUGGUCAUGGUGUUCUGCUAUGGGUUCACCCUGCGCACGCUGUUCGAGGCCCACAUGGGGCAGAAGCACCGGGCCAUGCGCGUCAUCUUUGCCGUGGUGCUCGUCUUCCUGCUCUGCUGGCUGCCCUACAACCUGGUCCUGGUGGCAGACACCCUCAUGAGGACCCAGGUGAUCCAGGAGACCUGUGAGCGCCGCAAUGACAUCGACCGGGCUCUGGAUGCCACCGAGAUCCUGGGCUUCCUCCACAGCUGCCUCAACCCCAUCAUCUAUGCCUUCAUCGGCCAGAAGUUCCGCCAUGGACUCCUCAAGAUCUUGGCCAUCCGUGGCCUUAUCAGCAAGGAGUACUUGGCACGCCAUCACGUCUCCUCUCACACUUCUUCUACUGCCAGUGUCUCUGCAAAUGUCUGAAAGCCAUCAAUGAAAGACCAUCCCGUCCUCAUAACCUGCAGGGUGGGGGCUGUCUGAUUGUGGACUGUGGACUGAUACUAUCUAGGUUUGGGAGGGAAGCUAUAGAAUGUGGGGAAGUUAGGGAUUGCUGUUUUUAGCUGCCAAAGCCUGCCUUCUGAGGAAGUGCUGAGAUACUUCCAAGGAAGGACAGACCUUGACACUUCCAUGUAAAGGAAGCAUCAUCAUUUCUGCUGAGCUCCUGUAUUUUUUACCCACAAAUCGGUAAUUAACACGGCCACCUCUAAAGCCUGGAUUUGACAUUAGAUCAAAGCACUCAGGGCUGAAGCUUUUUCCUUUGUGGGCUGGACCCUCUUGCUGACCCUCUCAAGAACAUCAUCUCAGCCACUGAGCAUUCUCCCACCAGGGUGCUUGGCUGCUCCUUGGGCUCUGGUCAGAGCUCAUGGAACUGUUUUCCUAUCUUGAGUAUGUUGUUGGGUCUGCUGGGGACAGUGUGACAGGUGCUGCCUAAAUAUCAAACCACCAAAUGACCCUGUGAUGGAGCUGGAAAACAUUUUCCCCCUAUGUGUGAAGGGUGAACAAGAGGUGAGAGGGAUGGGGAAGCUAGACCUUUUGCAUGAGAAUCCCCUUUACCCCAUGACCAACAUCAUAGAACGUGUUGGGUGUCAUUUAUGCGAGAGGCCCUGCUGGGCCUCAUAUGGGAGGAGAGGAGCAGCUUUAGCCCUUGCCUUCUUGGAGCUUCCAAUCCAACAUGGACCAUCAGGAACCUCACCAUCAGCUGGACAGUCAGACUUUUCUAAUAAAAUUUGUUUUCUCUCCUUGAA